This is a messenger RNA of Vitrella brassicaformis, 964 nucleotides long. The record is from the annotation of a GenBank genome assembly. Lineage: Eukaryota; Vitrellaceae.
GGAGGAUCCAUGCCGCCACCUCCAUUAUCUUCAGAGGUCCCCGCGUAGAAAAACUGCUUAAAAAGGUUUAUAAUAUCUGAGACAUGAGGUGAUGGAGACUCACUGGAAAGGACUCAUAAACAAAGGCCCAAGCAGACCAUUUCAUUUAACCUCGGACACUGUCGAGGCCUUGGGUUGCUCAUGUAGAAGUCGGUGUCGACAGUGAAAUCAAGGUGAUCCUGUAGAGUGCCUGAUUUUUUGAUCCACUGAGCAUAGAUUCACAGUCCAGAGCCACCACCUUUUUGCUCUUUGAGGGUAUCGCCUUUUCCUUGAGCCCUAAAAGUACAGAUGCAUCGCAGCGCACUAGUACUCUGCCAUUCACGUGGGUGCACACAUACUUUGAAGCCGGUGUCGCUUGCGUUUCAACUGCAGGUGAAGGACGACCAUACUGUUGGGGUUCCAUGGCCACUUCCUGCGCUCCCGCUUGACUUCAUUAAGACAUGCAGCAUCUGCUCGGUCAAGCUCAUCAAAGUAACGUCGAUAAGCAGCCUACCACGCAUCAAUCCAUUCACCCAAGAUAUGCGUCUAAUGACCGCUUUGUUUUUACCUGGAUCUUGACCUCUUCUGCAGAAGGAGGGAGCGGGGAGUGGAGGAAGCUAUCGAGAUAUUCCACCCGCUGCAAAAAGCACACACCCACCACAGACCUGGUUGGUCCGUUAUGCUGUCUGUGUUACGUCAUCUGCUACUAUCGGCGUAUCCUCCGUCGACUGCGUUUCGCCAUUGGCUGGCGUUGGCGCAUCUCCGGUCGAGUAGAGCUGCACGUGAGGCGCCCUUGACACGCUCUCGAUGCCCCUUCUUGCCGCUUCGGCCCUGCGCACACCGCUGCAGAAGGGGGGGACAAACGUCGAGCCACCAGCAUCAACGACAGCUGUGUGCAAGAAAGAAAGCUCCAGCACGAGUAUAGCUCCAGCACACAUACGUAAGC